AUGGCUGACCUGUUCUCGGGCCAUGUGCUGGUCCGCAACAACAGCAGCCAGGACGAGCUGGACACGGAGGCCGAGCUGAGCCGCCGGCUGGACAACCGGCUGGUGCUGCUGUUCUUCGGUUCCGGUGCCUGCCCACGCUGCCAGGCCUUCGUGCCCAUGCUCAAGGACUUCUUCGUGCACCUCACCGAUGAGUUCUACGUGCUGCGAGCCGCCCAGCUGGCCCUGGUGUACGUGUCCCAGGACCCCACAGAGGAGCAGCAGGACCAGUUCCUCAGGGAUAUGCCUGAAAAAUGGCUCUUCCUGCCCUUUGGGGAUGAGCUGAGGAGGGAACUCCGGAGCCGCUUUCUGGUGGAGCAGCUCCCGGCCGUCGUAGUGCUGAAGCCCAGCGGGGACGUGCUCACACGCCACGGGGCCCAGGAGAUCGCCCACUGGGGCCCGGCUUGCUUCUCCAACUGGCAGGAGGCGGCGGAGCUGCUGGACCGCAACUUCCUGCUGGCCGAGGACCCAGACUGGCCCGCAAGUCGGAGCCUCAUGGAGCCCCUGCGCCGCCGCAAGUACCUGGGGCCACGCGCGGACCUGAGCACUCGUGGACAGGAGUGCAAAGAUGAUGCUGCGGAGGGAGCUGGCCAGGGGGACAAGCACGCGCUCUUCUGA
Messenger RNA from Suncus etruscus (white-toothed pygmy shrew), 654 nucleotides. RefSeq names its product nucleoredoxin like 1 (gene NXNL1). Lineage: Eukaryota; Metazoa; Chordata; Mammalia; Eulipotyphla; Soricidae. Bases 1 to 654 code for a protein of 217 amino acids. The record is from RefSeq and is a predicted model, not a curated record. Gene Ontology annotation, biological process: photoreceptor cell maintenance. The transcript has 2 exons. Gene Ontology annotation, cellular component: mitochondrion.